This is a messenger RNA of Ricinus communis (castor bean), 1401 nucleotides long. Its product is annotated as putative pectinesterase 63. The record is from RefSeq and is a predicted model, not a curated record. The coding region runs from base 101 to 1207 and encodes 368 amino acids. Lineage: Eukaryota; Viridiplantae; Streptophyta; Magnoliopsida; Malpighiales; Euphorbiaceae. The transcript is spliced from 4 exons. Gene Ontology annotation, molecular function: pectinesterase activity. Gene Ontology annotation, biological process: cell wall modification.
CUUCAGAAAAUAUACAGAGAAAAAAAGAAAAAAAAAAGAAUAAUUUGCACAUUAGCAAAAAAAUUUAAUAAGGUCAAAUAAAUACUUGGAUAGCGCAAGAAUGGUUAGAGGAAUGACUUCUCUCGAUGCCAUUAAAUGCGCUAUCAUCUUAGUGCUUGCAGUUCUUAUUAGCACAGCUACUUCUGAUGAUACAGAGCAAAUACCAGAAUCUCAAUCUGCCUUGAACAGCUGGUUUGAAGCCAAUGUUAAGCCAUAUGCAAGUCGCAAAGGAACUCUAAAUCCAGCCCUUGAAGCUGCUGAAGCUAAUCCUAAAACAAUUAAGGUGAGAACAGACGGAAGUGGAGAUUUCAAGACUGUGACGGAUGCUCUUAAAAGUAUUCCAGUGAAAAAUACACAGAGAGUGAUAGUGGAUAUUGGUCCCGGAGUUUAUACUGAAAAAAUCACAGUUGAUAUUCAGAAGCCUUUUGUUACACUUUAUGGAUCUCCAAAUGCUAUGCCAACCUUGGCUUUUGGUGGGACUGCAAAAGAAUAUGGAACUGAUGAUAGUGCUACCCUGAUAGUGAUGUCUGAUUACUUUGUAGCUGCAAAUAUAAUUAUUAAGAAUACUGCACCGAGGCCAAAUGGAAAACCACAAGGACAAGCUGUUGCUUUAAGACUUUGGGGCAGCAAAGCAGCCAUUUAUAAUUGUAGAAUUCUUGGAUUUCAAGACACAUUGUGUGAUGAUCACGGCAUGCAUUUCUUCAAGGAUUGUUAUAUUGAAGGCACGAUUGAUUUCAUUUUUGGACUUGGAAAAUCAAUCUAUCUGAACUCAAUAAUACAUGUGGUAGAUGAUAAGUUAUUGACGGUGAUAACAGCACAAGCAGGAUCAGAUCCCAAAGAAGAUACUGGAUUUGUAUUCGUUCAUUGUAGCAUAACUGGAGAUGGAACAGGAGCAUUUUUAGGACGAGCAUGGAUGCCAAUGCCAAGAGUUGUUUUUGCUUAUACUAGAAUGGGAAAAGUUAUCCAUCCUGGUGGAUGGUUUAAUAAUUUCCAUCCUGAAAGAGAAAGGACUGUAUCAUUUGCAGAAUAUAAGAGCACUGGACCAGGGUAUAAACCUAACGAGCGUGUUAAGUACAGCAAGCAACUAACAGAUACAGAAGCGAAAAAAUACAUUUCUCUUGGCUAUAUUGAAGGUUCUACUUGGCUGCUUCCUCCACCAAAACUAUAGAAAGUUAGUUCUCAAGGCAUUCUCUACAUGUAGAUGUUGAUGUCUCUAAUAAUUAAUAUUUCAUUGAUGGAUAUCGCUUAAAAGCUCAGUGUAUCAAUCACCUUUUUGUAUGUUUUUUUUCUGUUCUCUCUAUAAAAUUUGUAAUACUUUCAGUGUUUUAAAGAGUUAAACAACUUAUUAGUUGUUUUCAAGAA